AUGUACCACAGCUUUCUUAUCCACUCAUCUACUCAUGGGCAUUUGGGCUGUUUCCAGAUUUUGGCUAUUGUAAAUAAUGCUGUUAUGAACAUAGGGGUGCAUAUAUUCUUUCUGAUCGGUGUUUCAGAAUUCUUAGAAUAUAUUCCCAGAAGUGGGAUCACUAGGUCAAAAAGCAGUUCUAUUUUUAAGUUUUUGAGAAAACUCCAUACUAUUUUCUACAGUGGCUGCACUAGCACUGUACUAGGGUCCCCUUUUCUCCUCAUCCUCACCAACACUUGUUGUUGCUUUGUUGAUGGUAGCCAUCUGGCAAGUGUAAGGUGA
Molecule: messenger RNA, 321 nt
Organism: Pipistrellus nathusii (Nathusius's pipistrelle)
Lineage: Eukaryota; Metazoa; Chordata; Mammalia; Chiroptera; Vespertilionidae
Source: the annotation of a GenBank genome assembly